Euleptes europaea (tarantolino) is the source of this 1746-nucleotide messenger RNA. RefSeq names its product heterogeneous nuclear ribonucleoprotein A3 (gene HNRNPA3). The coding region runs from base 112 to 1272 and encodes 386 amino acids. The transcript has 11 exons. The record is from RefSeq and is a predicted model, not a curated record. Gene Ontology annotation, molecular function: RNA binding. Lineage: Eukaryota; Metazoa; Chordata; Lepidosauria; Squamata; Sphaerodactylidae.
CCCGCCCCGCCUUCCCUCUUCCUCUCGGCUCCAUAUUGAGGCUGAAGGAGGCAAAACUCAGUCACAAAAUGGAGGUUAAAAGGAGCAACUGAGUCAGAACACCCUCCCAAAAUGGCGUGUAAAGAGGAGAGAGAGGCUGAAGAUUACAAGAGGAGGGGAAGAAGAUCUUCACAGGGCCAGGAUCCUAAGGAACCAGAACAGUUGAGGAAGCUGUUUAUUGGUGGCCUAAGCUUUGAAACUACGGAUGAUAGUUUACGGGAACACUUUGAAACAUGGGGCACACUCACAGACUGUGUGGUGAUGAGAGACCCGCAGACAAAACGUUCCCGCGGCUUCGGUUUUGUAACCUAUUCUUGUGUGGAAGAGGUAGACGCUGCGAUGUCAGCUCGACCCCAUAAGGUUGACGGACGUGUGGUGGAACCAAAGAGAGCAGUUUCCAGAGAAGAUUCCGUGAAGCCCGGCGCCCACUUAACAGUGAAGAAAAUAUUUGUAGGGGGGAUUAAAGAAGACACGGAAGAAUAUAAUUUAAGAGAAUAUUUCGAAAAAUAUGGCAAGAUUGAAACCAUAGAAGUAAUGGAAGACCGGCAGAGUGGGAAAAAAAGAGGGUUUGCUUUUGUGACAUUUGAUGAUCAUGACACAGUUGACAAAAUUGUUGUUCAGAAAUACCACACUAUUAAUGGACAUAACUGUGAAGUGAAAAAAGCUCUCUCCAAGCAAGAAAUGCAGACCGCAACCGCUCAGAGAAAUCGUGGAAGCAGUUCAGGCAACUUCAUGGGUCGUGGAAACUUUGGAAGCAGUGGUGGAGGUUUUGGUGGUGGUAGAGGUGGAAGCUUUAGUGGCAGAGGAGGCUAUGGUGGUGGAGGUGGCGGCAGCGGCGGCAGCAGUGGCAGCAGAGGAAGUUACGGGAGUGGUGACGGAUACAAUGGCUUUGGCGAUGGUGGUGGGAGCUACGGAGGCGGUCCUGGAUAUGGCAGCAGAGGAGGCUAUGGUGGUAGCCCGAGCUAUGGAAGCCCAAGCAGCGGAUAUGGCGGGGGAGGUGGCGGCUAUGAUGGUUACAACGAAGGAGGAAACUUCAGUGGCAACUAUGGCGGCAGCGGAAACUAUAAUGAUUUUGGCAAUUACAGUGGGCAGCAGCCAUCAAACUAUGGGCCCAUGAAAGGAGGUGGCAGUUUUGGUGGCAGAAGCUCGGGCAGUCCCUAUGGCGGUGGAUAUGGAUCUGGAGGAGGAAGUGGUGGUGGUGGUGGGGGCUAUGGUGGUGGAAGAAGAUUCUAAAAUAAUCUAGCAGAAUGAGGGUAGGUAUGUUACAAACAAGUGCUGUAUAUGAAGACCACACAACAUUUCACUGAGAGUAAUCCUUUUCUUAUCGUGUAUUCAACAGGCUACAGUUCUUAGCAGGAGAGAGCGAGGAGUUGUCAGGAAAGCUGCAGGUUACUUUGAGACAGUCGUCCCCAAUGCAUUAGAGGAGCUGUAAAAUCUGCCACAGAAGGAGCGAUGAACCAUAGUCAGAAAAGUUACUGCAGCUUAAACAGGAAAACCCUUCUUAAAGACUGUCAUAGCCACAGUUUGCAAAGAGUGCAGCUAUUGAUUUAAUGCAAUGUAGUGUUUAGAUGUACAUUCCUGACUUCUUUUUUUUAAUUUGUUGUUGUAGCUUUGUCUCUUUUUUCUUUAUAAAAUCAGGUAUAUUGCCCUGUAAAUUUGUGGUAGUGGUACCAGAAAUUAAAAAUAAUUAAGGAACUUUUAAUUUUU